GAGACCCAGCGCCGCCCCGCCUCCGUGCCGGCAAACAAAUUCAAAUCGACAAAAUCGUUACUGCCUGAGAAUCGCCGUAGCUUGAGGCUUCGAUUCUGUGCGGCUUACUUCAAUCUUUCGGAGGAAGAGACGAGGAUACGUGUGCCGUCGCGAAAAUCAAGACUUUCCACGCGACUGACAAUGGCGACGAGAAAUCGGACGGCGGCCACGAUGAAGCAUGUAAACCAAGAAAAUAUCAAAAACAUAAAGCCUGCCAUGGUGGUUGUGCCAUCCAAAGGGAAAAGAGCAGCACUCGGUGAAAUAAGUAACAAAGUUAAUACAUUGAGAGGUGUUGAGCCCAUCGAUAGGAUUAAUUUAUUGCAAAAGAAGAAAGUGACAAUACCGAAGCGGCAAGCUGUGAAACCAAUAGCAAAUGCAAACGAGAAUCCACCAGUGCAAGUUGUAAAACCGGUUAUGAAGACAUCAUCUUCUAAUGUAGACAACAAGUCCGAAGUGGUCAAUGUACCAGCGGCUCCCGUUAGUCAAAAGAGAGAGGAGAGGAAUUCGUUUUCAACGGAUUUACUAAAGUUUGAAGACAUUGACGAACAGGACAAGGAGAAUCCUAUCCUGGUUUCUCUCUACACCAGUGACAUACAUGAGUAUCUAAGAUCAUUAGAGAAAAAGUUUCCUAUUAAGAAGGGAUAUUUAACGGGUCAGGAAGUCACCCCUAAAAUGAGAUGUGUACUGAUAGAUUGGUUGGUAGAAGUACAUCAACAGUUCCGACUGAUGCAAGAGACAUUAUAUCUCACGGUCGCAAUUAUCGAUCGUUUCUUACAGUCUCAUCGGACUAUAGAUAGGAAGAGAUUGCAGCUGGUAGGUGUAACAGCUAUGUUUAUUGCUAGUAAAUAUGAGGAAAUGUAUUCGCCGGAUAUAAGUGAUUUUGUAUAUAUCACGGAUAAGGCAUACUCCAAGGCAGAUAUAUUACACAUGGAAAUGAUCAUUGUGAAGAAUUUGGACUAUUCGUUCGGGCGACCAUUACCGCUGCAUUUUCUUCGAAGAUACAGCAAAGCUGGAAAGGCACUUCCUAUACAUCAUACGAUGGCCAAGUAUUUCCUUGAGCAAAGCUUGAUUCAUUACGAAAUGUGUCAUUAUCCACCUAGUCUCAUUGCUGCAGCAGCAAUAUAUCUAGCAUUUCUAAUUUUGGGUAAUGAAGAAGAAGAUGUAGGCAAGGUUAUUUGGACAGAUACUCUAGCAUACUACAGCACCUAUUCCAAGGACGAUGUGUUACCUGCAGUACGUGAUAUAGCUGCCAUAAUAAAUAACGCAGAAUCAAGUAAAUACCAAGCAGUGAGAAAGAAGUACGUCCAUGUAAAGCACAUGAAAAUUAGUGUUCGACCAGAGCUCAAAUCGCCAAUUAUGCUUUCCAUUUCAUCUAAAAGCAAUGAGAUACAAAAUUGAGUAGUAGAACUUGUUUGUGACCUCAUUACGAUUCUAGGAUGUUUUCAAUAAGGUAUUUGUCUGUCGCGCAUUAGAUGUCAAUGUCAAAACACAAUAUGAAUCUAAUUAUGGACAUUAUGGUUCAUGGAGGUCGCGUUUUGUAAAAGAUAAAUUAUGGAUAAAGUAAAGUGCUUUAUCGCAAUGUAAUAAAUGUCGCUAGACAUUUAAUGCACGAACUUCUUAUUGAAAAAUUCUCAUACAAAACUUCUCAUACAAAAGCUGAAAAGGAGACGUAUUUAUAAAUUAUAUACAAACAUUUGUUAACAUAAGCAUGAAAAUUUAAUCGGGUAAUACUGAUGAACUUCAUUUUGGACUGCCGUAGUGAAACUAGGUACAACAAGAAAACUAUAAAAAAAACAUAUCUUUUAUAAUGAAAUAUUAAAUAAAGCUUUUAGUUUUUAUUCCUAGCUGAUUAUAAUAAUAUUUUAAUUUUGAUAUAAGUCCUACACAGAUGCUUUUGAUGUCACCAUUUGAAAAUAUGUGAGUAUUCUAAGACAUAUUUCUUUUUUUUUUUUUUCUUAUGCUUUUAUAUUCAUAUUUUGUCAAACGUAGUCUAUCUUAAUUAGUAUAUGAGUCUGUCGUCUUUUGAUUACUAUUUUGAAAUAUAAAUUGGAUAAAAGUUGUAUUGUAUAGAAGGAAGAAGUGAUAAUUUUUUGGAAAUAUCAUAUAUCGCUUAGGAAAUUUUUAUCAAUAUAGUGAUAAAGGAGAGAAUAAUUAUAAAUUUUAUAUUACCGUAUCUUAUAAUAUGUAUAUAAAAUAACUAGUAUAUAAGUACUCGUGCAGGCUUGAAGCAUGAUAAAAUUUUAUAUUGUUAAGCAAUCCAAAUUUUAACAUUUCCAAAUUUAGAUAGUUUAAUAUAUGUAUGACUAUUUUAAGAUCAAAUACAAAUGGCUGCUAUAUUUAAGCCGUGUUUUAGUUGCAAAUUCAAUUAUAAUGAUAUAGAUUAAAUUACAAACUCUAUAUACACAUGCUUUGUAAAUAAAUAACUAAAUUACUA
Pogonomyrmex barbatus (red harvester ant) is the source of this 2473-nucleotide messenger RNA. RefSeq names its product G2/mitotic-specific cyclin-B. Gene Ontology annotation, molecular function: cyclin-dependent protein serine/threonine kinase regulator activity. The record is from RefSeq and is a predicted model, not a curated record. Lineage: Eukaryota; Metazoa; Arthropoda; Insecta; Hymenoptera; Formicidae. Gene Ontology annotation, biological process: mitotic cell cycle phase transition.